Molecule: messenger RNA, 366 nt
Organism: Aspergillus viridinutans
Lineage: Eukaryota; Fungi; Ascomycota; Eurotiomycetes; Eurotiales; Aspergillaceae
Product: RNA recognition motif domain-containing protein
Exons: 6
Coding region: 1-366 (121 amino acids)
Molecular function (GO): RNA binding
Source: RefSeq, a predicted model, not a curated record
AUGUCUAAGCUUUUCAUCGGCGGCCUCGCAUGGCACACCACUGACGACGCCCUUCGUCAGGGUUUCUCAGCGUUCGGCACUGUUGAAGAAGCUAUUGUUGUCAAGGAUCGUGACACCAACCGCAGCCGUGGUUUCGGUUUCGUCCGUUUCAGCAACGAUGGCGAGGCUGAUGCUGCCAUGGACGCUAUGAACAACCAGGAGUUCGAUGGACGCACCAUUCGUGUUGACAAGGCCUCCGAGCGCGCUCCCCGUAACAACGGUGGCUUCCACGGCCGUGGUGGCUACAACCAGUCCGAGGGUGCUCCCGGAAGCGGUGGCCAGGGUUACGGCGGUGGCAGCUGGCGUCCCUCGAGUAACGGCCAAUAA